AUGGCCUUCUAUGAGCCUCGUUCUCCCGACACGCCCCGUGGAACGUCCUUGGGCUCAAUUGACUUCAACCGUUUGCGCUCUGCUGCCCCUUCUUUCUACAUUCGUAUGAACCGCGGGCCAGCAUAUCCGGUUACUAUCAACCACGGAGUAGAAGCCACCUAUCAUACAGCUUCUCCCUCCACUUUUAAAAAACCUCAGAUGCUCUUUGACUUUGCACUAAUUACUUGA
Messenger RNA from Histoplasma mississippiense, 228 nucleotides. RefSeq lists its product with no specific name. Bases 1 to 228 code for a protein of 75 amino acids. The record is from RefSeq and is a predicted model, not a curated record. The transcript is spliced from 2 exons. NCBI's taxonomy places the organism in Eukaryota, Fungi, Ascomycota, Eurotiomycetes, Onygenales, Ajellomycetaceae.